Molecule: messenger RNA, 2775 nt
Organism: Verticillium alfalfae VaMs.102
Lineage: Eukaryota; Fungi; Ascomycota; Sordariomycetes; Glomerellales; Plectosphaerellaceae
Product: transcription termination factor 2
Exons: 7
Coding region: 1-2775 (924 amino acids)
Molecular function (GO): ATP binding; hydrolase activity, acting on acid anhydrides, in phosphorus-containing anhydrides; ATP-dependent chromatin remodeler activity
Source: RefSeq, a predicted model, not a curated record
AUGUCAGGUCCCAAGAGGUAUCACGACGUCAUCGACCUCACAGACGAUGUGGACGAAGGCAGUGGUAGAGACGAAACCUUCUCGGGAGGGCCACCACGCAAGAGACAUGCUCCGUCGUCACACCCCUCGCAGAGCUCUCCAAGUCGAGGACACAUAGCUUCAUCCCAGUCGAGCUCGAGUCAAAGACAUAACGCCACUUCUGCGUCUCAGUCAUCGUGGAGUCCACGGGUGCCUCCACAUCGGGGCCCCCAGAACGGGAGGGUCUAUCCAUCAUCGUCUCAGCCCAUCGCGGAUGACGUCGAGGUCAUUGACCUCACGCAGUCCAAUGAUGAACCGUCAAUGGAGUUUUACGGAUCAUUGCCUACCAAGGUUGUUGGCGUUCGAUAUUAUGCUGGCAACGCCUCGGCGGGAGAGAUCGUGCUGUGCAAACCGAGAACCUCACAAUCAGUGACCAAUGUUUUGGGAGACCAGAUUGGACACAUACCGCGCAACGUGGCUGCCAAACUCGCACCUUACCUGGAUCGAGGCGAGAUAUUGCUAGAGUGUCAACUGAGCGGCGAAAUGAAUUUCUACGAUUGUCCCAUCCGCCUGAGGGUCUACGGUUCAAGUGAUCGCGCCGCGCGCAGAGCCCUGGAAGACCGCCUUAAGAAAGACAGGAUUUUCAAGGCCGCCGAGCUCAGCUCGAGUAGGACCGAGGCCGAGACGAGACGUGAAGAGGAGGCUCGCGGCGUAGAAUUUCGCGGAGUCGGAACAGAGACGAACGCGCACUUCAAAGCAAGGGCUGAUGCUGCCGAGCUGGGUAUGCAGCAGGCUCGCAACGCGACGAAGUAUGAACCGCCCGAGGGUGUAACCAUAGUGGAUCUCGUGGCAACGAGCGAGACAAUCGAUGUACGUAAGGGUGCGGAUGCCAUCAAAACCAUGACCGAAGAGCAAAUGGCUGCCAUGCCCAUGGCGGACGAGCCGGCCUUUUUGGUGUCGAAACUGCUUCCGUAUCAGCUGCAAGGCCUGCACUGGAUGCUUGCCAAAGAAGACCCCCAGCUCCCGAAGAAGGAUUCCUCCGAUUCAGUCCAGCUGUGGAGAUGGCAACAGAACAAGCGCGGCAUGGUCAAUAUCGCGACGAAAUUUUCCGUCGCUGGUGAGGCAAAACUGCUAUCAGGCGGGAUUCUUGCCGAUGACAUGGGUCUCGGAAAGACAUUGCAGGUGAUCAGCUUGGUCCUCUCAGGCACAGGCAGCGGCCCGACAUUGAUCGUGGCGCCCGUGAGUGUCAUGAGCAACUGGCAACAGCAAUUCGAUGCACACGUUCGCAAGGAUAAGGCACCGAAAAUCCACAUCCACCACGGCUCUGCGGCCUCUGAAGAGUUGUCCGAGUACGACGUCGUCAUAACAAGCUACGGGAAGCUAGCCAAGGAGCGUCUGGAGAAGACGGAUUCUGCUCGUGGACCGUUGAUGAGUGUUGACUGGAGGCGAGUCGUGCUCGACGAGGGUCAUACCAUCCGCAAUGCGAAGACUCAGGCAGCCCGGGCGGCCUGCCAACUCAGGGCCGCGUCUCGGUGGGUGCUCACCGGCACGCCAAUUGUCAACAAUCUCCAGGACCUCCAAUCAAUGCUGGCGUUCCUCCAUAUGACGGGCGGCGUCGAGCAGCCAACCAUUUUCAACACGGUCAUUACGCGACCCCUGACCUGGGGGCACAAAAGAGCGGAAGCCCUUCUCCAAAGCAUUAUGUACGAUUUGUGCCUUCGCCGUAGGAAGGACAUGGCUUUUGUCGACCUUAAACUCCCGCUCAAGACAGAGUAUGUCCAUCGAAUCACGUUCAGGAGGGACGAGAACGAAAAGUACAAGGUGCUGCUGCAAGAGGCGCAGGGCGUCCUCCAAGAAUACCAGCGUAAGGCCAGGACGGGCCGCGUACAAUUUCAGAGCGUCCUUGAGAAGCUGCUGCGCCUGCGGCAGACAUGCAAUCAUUGGACGCUCUGUCGUGCUCGCAUAGACGACUUGCUCAAGGUCCUCGAGGGCCAAGACGUCGUGAUCCUCAACGACAAGAACAAGGCGCUCUUGCAGCAGGCGCUGCGGCUGUUCAUCGAGACGCAGGAGGACUGCCCCGUCUGCUUUGACACGCUCAGCGAGCCCGUCAUUACGCACUGCAAGCAUGUCUACUGCCGGAGGUGCAUCACCAAGGUUGUUGAGCUGCAGAGGAAGUGCCCCAUGUGCCGGCAGACGUUGGGCAUGGAAAACCUACUUGAGCCGGCCCCCGAGGAAGGGCAGGACGAUGACGCCAAUGCGUUCGACGGCGAUUUCAAGAGCUCCAAGACGGAGGCACUGCUGAAGAUUGUUCAGGCGACGUGCAAGGACCCACAGUCCAAGGUUGUCAUCUUCUCGCAGUGGACGUCGUUCCUCAACAUCAUCCAGACGCAGAUCGAGGAGGCGGGGCUCAAGUGGACGCGCAUCGACGGCAGCAUGAAGCCCGACAAACGCGAUGCCGCCAUCGCGGCGCUCGUCGGCCUCAACCUCGUCGCGGCCGACACGGUCAUUCUGGCGGACAGCUGGUGGGCGCCGGCCAUCGAGGAUCAGGCCGUCGAUCGCGUGCACCGGCUGGGUCAGAAGCGGCCGACGACAGUGUGGCGCCUUGUCAUGGAGAACACAAUCGAAGAGCAGGUGCUGGAGAUUCAGGCGGCGAAGCGGCAGCUUAUCAGUAAGGCUUUCCAGGAGAAGAGCAAGGAGGAGAAAACGAAGGAGACGCGUAUGGCGGACAUUGUCAAGCUAUUGGGAUCGCCUGCCUAA